Molecule: messenger RNA, 1212 nt
Organism: Hemisphaericaspora subhashii
Lineage: Eukaryota; Fungi; Ascomycota; Pichiomycetes; Serinales; Debaryomycetaceae
Gene: ERG10
Product: acetyl-CoA C-acetyltransferase
Exons: 1
Coding region: 1-1212 (403 amino acids)
Biological process (GO): fatty acid beta-oxidation; ergosterol biosynthetic process
Molecular function (GO): acetyl-CoA C-acetyltransferase activity
Source: RefSeq, a predicted model, not a curated record
AUGCCAGUUCCUCCAGUUUAUAUUGUUGCAGCCGCUAGAACUCCAGUUGGUUCAUUCCAAGGUGGAUUAUCCUCAUUAACUUAUUCUGAUUUAGGUGCUCAUGCUGUCAAAUCGGCUUUGGAAAAAGUCCCACAAAUUAAACCAGAAGAUGUUGAUGAAGUUGUCUUUGGUGGUGUUUUAUUAGCCAAUGUUGGACAAGCUCCAGCUAGACAAGUUGCUCUUAAAGCUGGUUUACCAACCAAGACAGUUUGUUCUACCGUUAAUAAAGUUUGUGCUUCCGGAAUGAAGGCAAUUAUAAUUGGGGCCCAAAAUAUCAUUUGUGGGACUUCUGAUAUUGUUAUUGCUGGUGGUGCUGAAUCCAUGACUAAUACUCCUUAUUAUUUACCUUCUGCCAGAGCUGGUGCUAGAUAUGGUGAUGCUACUAUGGUUGAUGGGGUUCAAAAGGAUGGAUUAUUGGAUGUUUAUGAAAAUAAAUUAAUGGGUGUUGCUGCUGAAAAAUGUGCUAAGGAUUAUAAUCUUUCAAGAGAUGAACAAGAUGAAUUUGCUAUUAAUUCUUAUAAAAAAGCUCAAGCUGCUUUAGAUGCUGGUAAAUUUAAACAUGAAAUUGCUCCAAUCACUAUUAAAGGUGUUAGAGGUAAACCAGAUGUUGUUAUUUCUGCUGAUGAAGAAGUUAAAAACUUGAAUGAAUCAAGAUUAAGAUCUGCCAGAACCGUUUUCCAAAAAGAAAAUGGUACUGUCACUGCUCCAAAUGCUUCUAAAUUAAAUGAUGGUGGUGCUGCCGUUAUUUUAGUUUCUGAAGCUAAAUUAAAAGAAUUAAACUUGAAACCAAUUGCCAGAAUUAUCGGUUGGGGUGAAGCCGCAACUGAACCAUUUGAUUUCACCAUUGCUCCAUCUUUAGCCGUUCCAAAAGCUUUGAAACAUGCCAAUGUUUCAGCUGAAAAGGUUGACUUUUAUGAAUUCAAUGAAGCUUUCUCCGUCGUUGGUCUUGCCAAUACUAAAAUAUUAGAUUUACCUCCAGCCAAGGUUAAUGCUUAUGGUGGUGCUGUUGCCAUUGGUCAUCCAUUAGGUUGUUCUGGUGCCAGAAUUAUUGUUACUUUAUUAUCUGUCUUGACUCAAGAAGGUGGUAAGAUUGGUUGUGCUGGUAUUUGUAAUGGUGGUGGUGGUGCUUCUUCUAUUGUUAUUAAGCUUGAACAAGAAGAAUCUAAAUUGUAG